AUGCAGGUCCCCCUCAUCCGCCUCCAGUGCGGCGUCAACUCGUACGAAUGGGGCAAGAAGGGCAGCGACUCUGCCGCCGCCAAAUUUGCUGCUGCGACGCCCGCCACCGACUUUUCCGUGCAACAGGACAAGCCCUACGCUGAACUCUGGAUGGGCACCCACCCCUCCAACCCGUCCCGCGACCUCCACACCGGCCGCACCCUCCUUGAGCUCGUCGCCGAGAACAAAGCCCUCCUGUCUCCGACCGUCGCUGCCCGCUUCGGCGACAAGCUGCCCUUCCUCUUCAAGGUCCUCUCCAUCAACAAUGCCCUCUCCAUCCAGGCCCACCCCAACAAGAGCCUGGCCGAGCAGCUGCACGCCCGCGAUGCCAAGAACUACCCCGACGACAACCACAAGCCCGAGAUGGCCAUUGCCAUCACCCCGUUCGAGGGCCUCUGCGGCUUCCGCCCACUGCACGAGAUUGCGCACUUCCUGAGCGUCCUGCCCCCGCUGCGCCGCCUCGUCGGCGAGGACAAUGCUGCUCAGUUCGAGAAGCUGGCCAGGGAGGACCCCGAGGGCCCCGUGUCGGAUACCAAGAAGCAGGCGCUAAAGAAGGCGUUUGCCGGUCUCAUGGGAGCAUCGCAAGAGUCGGUAGCUGCCCAAGUCAAGAUCCUGGUUGACCUGGCCAAGAAGGACAAAGACCAGUUCGCCGCUGGCGGUGUGCAGUCUACGUCCGGCGAGACCCUUUCUGAGCUCGUUAUCCGCCUUGACAGCCAGUUUGAAGACGACAUCGGUCUAUUCGUGCUCUUCUUCCUCAACUUCAUCAAGAUGCAGGUCGGCGAGGCCCUCUUCCUGGUUGCCGAUGACAUCCACGCCUACGUCUCGGGCGACAUUAUCGAGUGCAUGGCCGCCUCCGACAAUGUCGUUCGCGCCGGCUUCACGCCCAAGUUCAAGGACGUCUCCACCCUCGUCGACAUGCUCACGUACAACUACGCGCCCAUAGACGAGCAAAAGAUGACGCCUACCGAGUAUCCCUACGCCACCCUCAACCGCACCGGCUACAGCAGCGGCUCCGCCGUCCUGCUCUACGACCCGCCCAUUGACGAGUUUGCCGUAGUCCGCAGCGUCCUGCGCGGGCCCGGCGCCAAGGCGACCUUUGAGCCGCUCGACGGCCCGAGUAUCGUCAUCUGCACAAAUGGCACCGGCACCAUCUCCGUCGGUCCCACCACCUAUGAGAUGAAGGAGGGCUACGUCUUCUUCGUCGGCUCCACGGCCGAGCUGGUGCUCGAGUCGACGACGGGUGAGGAUGAGGAGUUUACGACGUUCAAGGCAUUCUGCGAGGUGGACGACGGGCAGAGCAAGGAAAAGUUGUGA
Molecule: messenger RNA, 1353 nt
Organism: Cordyceps fumosorosea ARSEF 2679
Lineage: Eukaryota; Fungi; Ascomycota; Sordariomycetes; Hypocreales; Cordycipitaceae
Product: mannose-6-phosphate isomerase, class I
Exons: 2
Coding region: 1-1353 (450 amino acids)
Biological process (GO): carbohydrate metabolic process; GDP-mannose biosynthetic process
Cellular component (GO): cytosol
Molecular function (GO): mannose-6-phosphate isomerase activity; zinc ion binding
Source: RefSeq, a predicted model, not a curated record